AUGAAGCCUAAGAGGCCAAGGAGAACCGGUAUCCACUAUGUUGAGAAUGAUAUUGACCGUAGAUUCACAUUCAUCAAGUGGCGCGAUGCGCUUUUCAAAUCCGCAGCUGACCUAUCCAUCCUCACUGGCGCGAAAGUUGCUGUUGUAGUAGAGUCCGAACGCGAAAAAAAUUUCGCAUUCGGCACUCCAUCAGCUGGCCCCAUUAUUGAUUCUUUCCUUUCAGGGAAUGUGGAAUGUCCAAUCCCUCAUGAGGUACAAAAGGCCAACAUCAUUUUUCUAGAAAAUAAGCUAGUCCGGCUAGGGAAUCUCAAAGACGUGCAGGACAGGAGGAUGAGGGUUUCUAUGGCAUGUUCCAAGGAAAUUCAAGAAAGUUCAAAGAUUGCUAAGCUUGUCUAUGUUGAGAUAGAUGAUCUCAGUGUCGACGAGCUCAAUGAGCUGCUACAUGGGCUCACACGGAUCAAUCAAGAGAUUGAAGAUAAUUUGCGUGCUUCACAAAUCCAGGUGCCACCAAGACAUUUGCCAUGGACUUCUGUACAACCUCCCUUGCAGAUUCCAAGAUCGUCUAGUGCUGUCCCAGAGCCAUCAUGGUUGCAGUCCUCACUUCUGAACUCAACCACGCUGCGCUCACCACAAGCACCACCAGUGCCCCCGUUACAACACAGUCUGAUGCCACAGCACCCUUGGGUAGCGGAUAUGUUGCCACUACCUAACGAAGCACAACAGUACAACGAUCAAAGCCAGCAAUUGGUCAUCAACAGUAACCCCUCUGGACAUUUCUGGCUACCGUCUCUACUAUCCUCCGUGCCACCGCCACCACCACCACCCUCAUCAGAACAUCUACCUCCAGAAGUUGAGCUUCCUUGCCAAGCACUGAAUUUAAAUCCGGUGCUGCCACCUCAAAGUCAUGAAACUAACACUCACUCCAUCUUAGAAAAUAAUGAUCUUUCACUUUUUGCUGGUAGCACUGAGGGGAACAAUUACCCAACUAAUGGAAGCCAAUUUGCCAGUUACCAAUGGAAUUCACUUAGUCCUUCAAUGAUCUGUAUUACGGUGCUUUUGGAGGCCAAGAUGCUGGUGGUCAUGACAUGCCUGGUCCUUCUGGCCUUAAUCAACAAGGAACUUAUGAUUGGGUCAGCAGACCUUAUUAGACCUUCAAGCACUGGCGAUGGUAGUACAGGAAAUAAUCUUGGUGAUAUGGCCAUGACAUACACUAUUGACAAUGGAGACAGGCUAGAGCUGCGGCCGUUAUGCAUGUUUUUGAAUAUGGAGCAACGCCGAAGCCUGGAGAAGCUAGGUGUGACGGCCGUUCAACGUAAUUGUUGCAUGGGCAGUCUGGUUAAUGGAUCCAUUCAAGGCAUGAAUGUAUGGCCUUCUGAGAGGCAUGGGUUCAUCGGAGCUCGCACAACCAUCGCCUUCGUCUCCAAGUAG
Miscanthus lutarioriparius is the source of this 1428-nucleotide messenger RNA. The record is from the annotation of a GenBank genome assembly. NCBI's taxonomy places the organism in Eukaryota, Viridiplantae, Streptophyta, Magnoliopsida, Poales, Poaceae.